Crotalus tigris (Tiger rattlesnake) is the source of this 4592-nucleotide messenger RNA. RefSeq names its product zinc finger DHHC-type containing 1 (gene ZDHHC1). The coding region runs from base 1640 to 3370 and encodes 576 amino acids. Gene Ontology annotation, molecular function: protein-cysteine S-palmitoyltransferase activity. Gene Ontology annotation, biological process: peptidyl-L-cysteine S-palmitoylation; protein targeting to membrane. The record is from RefSeq and is a predicted model, not a curated record. The transcript is spliced from 13 exons. Gene Ontology annotation, cellular component: Golgi apparatus; endoplasmic reticulum. NCBI's taxonomy places the organism in Eukaryota, Metazoa, Chordata, Lepidosauria, Squamata, Viperidae.
UAAGGAGAGAUCCCUUCGUGUAUUAAAAUGCCACGUGGGAGAUAUUUGAAAGGAAAGGGGGGGGGAAAUGAAUGCUGUGUAUCAACUUGUAUUCAGAAAGCGUUUAAAAUGGAAUCCCGAAAGCAAAUAUUGAAGUGAAGUAUGGGGUCGUUGGUGCUCUCUGAAUUGAAGAGAGUUGUCUUAUCAGGGCAAGCCACUAGGAUAUAAAACUAAGAGCAAACCUAUUGCCUUUUAGCACUAUUACAUAGUUUGGUAAUGAAAUGUCUGCAAGAAAACCACCACUCACAGAGCAGGGGUCUUCAAACUUGGCCCUUGUGCGACUUGUGGACUUCAACUCCCAGAGUUCCUCAGCCAGCGUGCCUGGCUGAGGAAUUCUGGGAGUUGACAUCCACAAGACAUAAAAGGGCCAAGUUUGAAGACCCCUGUCACAGAGCAUCAAGGAUUCCACCGUUCAACCCUGAAUUACAAACAUCCUCUUUUUAUCAGAAGUGAAGUAACUGGGAAGUAAAGCCAACAGGCCAUCCAUUGUUCAAAGCACCUUCCACAGCCCCCUUUUGUGGCUUCUGGAAGUUCUCUCUAGGCACAUGCAUCAAAAAUUGGGCUGGGGACGGGGGGAAGGUUGACUGUCACUCUGAAACAAGGCAAACCCUUUUAAAAUACAAAAGUAUUCAAAAUAAAACAAGCCUUGACACUGUGCAUGGAAUGGUCCAGAUAGCUUUGCAUCAGUGAUCUGACGUCAGUGACCUCUUGGUCCACCUAUUGCCACAAAGAAGGCUGCCCACCUGUGUUUGCCAGUUUCUUGCUCCCCCCCCCCUCCCAGCUUCCCUAAAGAGUACCAGAAAAAGCAGGAAAUGAGACUUUUGACUUGACAGGAAGUCACAUGGGAGAUAGCAUCUUGCUGCAGUCAAGAAGGGAGAAUAUUGGAAGUUUAAAAAGAAAGAAGUUUGUUCAAUUCAAAUGAACCUGAUUCAGAUCUGCCAAGCCCAGUUUAGUAUAUUCACAAAAAUACCUUCCUUUCUCCCCCCCCCCCCAAAUGCAGUUCAUAAUAUUUGUGUGUGUGAAUUUCAGGGGCUGCUUUUGGUUUAUUAUGAUGGCUUAUCUGGAGUUUGUCUUGAACAGCUUCCAAGAUAGUCUAGAAAGGAACUCUCCGUUCACUUGUUUUCAAAUGUUUUUCACAUUAGAUUCCUUCAGCAUUCUGGAUUUCUUCCAGUUCUGUUCUGAGAUUUGUUACUGUUUGCCAGCCAAGUCAGUUUGCAAAAAGGCCGAAGGGUGGGGACUUGGUGUUAGCUGCUGUAUUCCUCAGCUGCUGAAGUCGGAUCCUGGAUUGCUAAGUAAAAAAUGCAGAACUGAGACGAGAUAAAUCUUUCUUUUUGAGGUAUUUGCUAAUGAAGGUAUCCAGGCAGAAAUGAUCCAUCACUUCGGAUUAUGUUGCCAGAACAGCAGUGGAAACUUUGCUAUAAUUUAAUAACGCCCAGAAUGGAGUUCCGGCACCUUUUUUGGAUGGAACCUUGUAGGGUAGGCAAGGCGGGUUGUAUGAGAGAAAGAGACUUUUGGACCUUAUGAGAACAUUUUAAGAACUACAUGAUUGGAUUAAGGGAGGUCUGAACUGUAAGACUGAGGCAAUUAUCUUCAGGCUGGGAUGAACAUCUGCAGUAAGCCACCUAACAAGACAGCCCCAGAGAAGACUUCUGAAACCACGUUUGAAGUUCAGUCUCAGCAUGCCAGGAGAAACGGCUGGAGUUGGCCCCCUCACCCCUUCCAGUUCAUUGCCUGGAUGCUCUUCUUCUUCUUUGCCCUGGUUGGUUUCGGCAUCCUUGUGCCUCUCCUGCCCGUUCACUGGGUACCCGCUGGGUACAUCUGUCCCGGAGUCUUCUUUCUCUGCCAUCUAGUAGUUCACCUUAUAGCAGUCUCCAUUGACCCAGCCGAUGACAGUGUGCGAAAGAAGAAUUACCAGGGGCCACUGACUGCGUUCAAUCGCAGCCAACAUGCUCAUGUCAUUGAAAAUCGCCACUGUCACAUCUGUGAUGUUGAUGUGAGCUCCAGAUCAAAACAUUGUGGGUCCUGUAACAAAUGUGUAUGUGGCUUUGAUCAUCACUGCAUGUGGCUCAACAACUGUGUGGGAGAGAGAAAUUAUUGGCUGUUUCUGAACAGUGUAAUAUCUGCCAUCCUGGGCCUUCUCCUAAUCUUGCUUGUUGCUUUCUAUGUCUUUGUUCAAUUCUUCCUCGAUCCCAUGAAGUUACGCACUGGACGUCCCUUUGAAGGCUUGAAGAACCAAACAGAUGUCUGGUUUGUGUUCCUUCCUCUUGCUCCAAUUAAGACAAAAUCACCUGCAAUUUUGACUUUGGCUGGUCUGCUGAUAACUCUGGGGUUACUGACUCUGUUCCUGUUGGGCCACCUGUUAGUCUUUCAUAUUUAUCUCAUGUGGCACCGGAUGACCACCUAUGAAUAUAUAGUCCAGCAGCGUCCCUCUCAAGAAGUGAAGGAUCCUGAGAAGCAGCCGGAAUUCUACCCUCCCCCAACAAAGCCCAUUCAGGAUAUGCCAUUUUAUGCAGGGAGUCUUGGAUAUACCAACCCUGAGGUGCAGGUGGAGAACUCACCAGGAUUACCAUCUGGGAGAGACCUACCCAAGUUUUGUAUCCGCAGUGAUGGCAUAGACAGCAAGACCAUGUCCUCCUCCGAACUUCCAGAUUUGCAGUCUGGGGACCAGCGACAGCUUCAGAAGAAGAAAAAGAAGAAGAAGCGGAAGAAGUUGCAGAAGGGUUCCUCCUCUGUGUUGGAAGAAAACUCCAAGGUGAUACUUGCCCCGUGGACCUCUCUUCCAGUUUUACAGUCAGAAUCGUCCUUCACCACCGCCCCCUCUUCAGCCUCCUCAUCUUCCAGCCUCCGCCCCCUUGCACCAGCCAGCCCUCCUAAAGCAGUCGUACCCACCGACAGCAUGGGCCCAGUCCAAGCUGCAGGCCCUCCAGCUGAUUAUCACUCCGAGUCAGCAGAGUCCAUGGAGGAGAUCCCUGUGGCUCAGACCCGUCUGGGGAGCAGUGCCACAAGUGGAGCUUCCAACAGCGGCACUCGGCGUCUUCCUUUUCCCGCAGCCUCCUCGAAGGGCGCAGGGGAGAAGCACCGAAAUGCUGGGCACGGCCCCAAAAGCAGGAACUCUCAGCCAGCCCGGGCCCAGCCAGCAGAAGAGCUGGAACUGUCUCCGAAGAUCCCGGCUGUGUUUGUGAGCAGAAGUAGCGGGGAGCCUUCCGUCCCCAAUCUCUGGUCUGGCGAGACCCCGUCUGAACCUUCUCACAGAAAGUGUUCCAGCAAAAGGCACAUCGACGAUCAGAAGUACCACGUUUGGGAGUCAGGCACCGGUUCGACAGCAGCCUAGACGCCUGGUGGCCUAAGAGCUAUAAUAGUCGAGAGAGAAGCCAUAGUGUGUGGCCUGCUCACUCUCCAAAUAUAUUGGUGUUCAUGGAUUGACUCUCGAGUGAUCUGUCUUGCUCUCUGGAGCAGGCUGGUAUUUGGCUUAUUAUUCAUGCCUUUUAUUCACGGGGAAACGGGGGCCAUUCUUUUCCCGCUGUAGUUCACGGAGAUAAAUCAUUUGCCUCUGGAGGGCAGCCAAAGGGUAGAAGUUAGCAGUCUCCUUAACAGGCAUACCCGGGGUUUGAAGAUUUCUGGGCCGAGCUUUGCAGAUGCUUAGAUUUAUAACCUAAGCUCUUUUAUAGAGCUCAGCCAAGCAAGUCUGCUUCCCUGGAGUUCUUUGGGAGAGCCGAAAGGAGCUCUGUUCUACCCCCCCAAGCCAGUGUUUCUCAACCUUGACAAUUUUAAGGCACGUGGACUUCAGCUCUCAGAAUUCCACAGCCAGCAUUGCUGGCUGUGGAAUUCUGGGAGUUGAAGUCCACGUGCCUUAAAAUUGUCAAGGUUGAGAAAUACUGCCCUAAGCAGAGUAGGGAGUCGGAAAGAGUACUCGUCUCCCUUUUGUACUUUCCUCUGGGAAACGUUUACUCUGUGCUUGUGUCUGAAAGGAAGACACAAAAGGCGUCGUUUCCGCUUGGCCUUUCCCUUUCCUCUGCUGCUUAUUCUUGCCUUGCAAUGCAACCUCACGUUUGGGGUUUUUUUUUUUAAAGGCUGGUGCGGCGCACUUGCAUACAUUUGGAGAGAUCCGAGCCAGUUUCUUCAUGUGGGCAACUCCCCUUGAGAACCUCUUCCUUGGUAACCCAAAACUCUUGAAUGCAUGAUGGAACUUGGGGAAGAAGAUCCAUCCUAAGACAUCUCUGGCAGAUCUGGGAGCCAGGAAUGCAACAAGGCAGUUGUCUGUUUCAUGGCUCCUUGGAUAUUUCCGGGGGCCUUAUUUUUACUUUUAAGGAGGGACCGUGCUUGGUAUCCCAAAAGUUCCAGGUUCUUCUCUUACAUCUAGUUAAAAAGGAUUCAAUAGCAAUCGGCGGGAAAGACCUUCGCCUGCGACUCUGAAGCCACGUCUGGUCAGAAUAGAAGACUAGAUGGACAAGUCACCUGGCCUAAUAGAAGGUAGCUUCCAACAUUCAUUUAGCAAUAUUAUGGAGCGCUUUGAACAGCUCUGUUCUCAAUAAAUAUUUUUUCUAUGCUCUUUG